This is a messenger RNA of Colletotrichum acutatum, 1920 nucleotides long. RefSeq lists its product as uncharacterized. Bases 1 to 1920 code for a protein of 639 amino acids. Gene Ontology annotation, molecular function: flavin adenine dinucleotide binding; monooxygenase activity. The record is from RefSeq and is a predicted model, not a curated record. Lineage: Eukaryota; Fungi; Ascomycota; Sordariomycetes; Glomerellales; Glomerellaceae. The transcript is spliced from 3 exons.
AUGACGACAAAGACAAAGCAGCGAACCCGCGUCCCAGUCCGCACCCUCCCUUCCCACAUCCCCACAGUCCCUGCCCUCGACGGCGAAGAGAACAUCAACGCCGCAAAGGAAGCAGCUUCCUUCCUCGACAGCUUCUCCUCCGCCAUCCGCGAGGGCGACUGGGACGCCUUCGGAAACCUCUUUGCCGAAAAGUGCUUCUGGAGAGACCACUUGACUCUCACCUUUGACAAGCGAACGAUCCAUACACGGGAUGAUGUCGUCGCAGCAUGGAAGACUCUCUCCAAGACACGUCGUCCAUUGGCCUUUUCAAGUGACAAGUACAAAGACAUGGAUAUGGACGCUGUAUGGGCGCGUCUGGGCCCCGUGUUCGCGACGCUAGACGUGCCCUUCAGUUUCCGCACCGAGGCGCCGGCGUCGAAAUGCAUCGGCCUCGCCAAACUAAUCCCCGAACCAGAUAACAAAGGCUGGCAGAUCUCCGUUCUGACAACAGCCGUAGUCGAACUCGACGAGAGACCCUUUGGCACUCUCCCGCGAGCAAGCUCAUCCCUCAUCGAAGCCUCUCAGCGCGGCAACCCCCAUGCACAAGGCCUCCCCCGCCUUGACGGCAACGCAGUCCUGGACGCCAUCAUCGUAGGCGGAAGCUGCACCGGCAUCGCCAACGCCAUCCAGCUCGACGCUGCGGGCGCCAACGUAGCCGUCUUCGACGCCGAGCCGCAGGCGGGCGGGAACUGGUCGACGAAGCGGUACGAGAACGUCACGCUCCACCACCCUGCCUUUAUGAUCCAGCUGCCGCGGUUCCCGGUACCCGAGGGGUAUCCCAAAUAUCUCAAGGGUACGGAUCUUACACGAUACUAUUCCUCGGCGGUACAGGAGCUGGGGCUGCCUUUCUUUGGCGGUGUUGCGGUUGUGAGCAACUCCUGGAGCGAGGCGGAGAAGAUCUGGACGGUUCAAGUAAGAGACGUGAAGACGGGGGAGGAGAUGACGCUCAAGGCGAAGAAUGUCGUCCUCGCCAACGGCUUCCUCGUCGGCAACGAUAACCCCCGCGUGCCGAAGCUGAAAGGCAGAGAGCUCUUCACCGGACCGGUGCAGCACACGACAGAGUACCGCAACCCGGCAGACUACAAGGGCAAACGCGUCCUCAUAGUGGGGGUAGGCAACUCGGCGCACGACGUCGCGGGCAACCUCGCUUCAGACCCGGACGUCACGAGCGUGACGAUCCUGCAGCGCAGCCCGACGGUGCUCCUCGACUUCGCGACGGUGUCGCCGAUCCUUAUGAUGCGGUACCAAGGCGACAUCCCCGUCGACACGGCGGAUUUUUUGCAGGAGUCACUGCCGGUCGGGAUGAUGCGGGACAUGGCACGCGGGGCGAUCGGGAUGGCAAUCGCGGGGGCAGAGGAUAGGAGUCUGGCGCUCGAGGGGUUGGGGUACGCUGUUUUGCGGGAUACGUGUUUGAUGACCAAGGUGUUUGAGGAAAGGGGCAGCUCGUUCUACGUUGACCAGCCGGGGACGUUUGAUCUUGUGUUUGGGGGCCGGAUUCAGAUUGCGAGGGGCGAUGCUGUGGGGUUCGUGGAGGAGGGCGUCGUGGUGAGGGAUAGGGAGACGGGGAACGAGAGGGUUGUUGAGGCGGAUGGGGUGGUGUUGGCGACUGGGUAUGAGGUUGUGGAUUUGCCUGCCAGGUGGAAGGGGAGCGGGUUCGUUGAUGAGGAGACGGCGGGAAAGUUGGUGAAUGUGAGUGCUUUUGGGGUAGAUGAGGAGGGGGAGGUUCCUGGGCUUACGACGUUUUCUGGACACUCGAAUCUCUACUUUGCUGGCAUGGCCAUUUCUCAAUGCCGAACCAGCUCCAGAUACACGGCCGUUCAGGUGUUGGCUGAUAUCAUGGGACAAUUCCCGGAGAGAUAUACUCGCAAUUACUUGAAAUGA